AUGGUCCGGCCUUCUGCCUCCCCCGCCUCCAAGGCCGUCGCCCUCGCCUUCGCCCAAGCGGUCUCCCGAGCCGUCCCUGCCUCCCUCAGCCACCUCUUCAUCCCCCGCAAAGGCCGCCUCUCCCUCUACGACGCCCUCCGCGACUGCAUCCCGGCCGCCGCCCGUAGCGCGGAGCAGACGUUCGGGGGGUACGGGGUGAGGGAGGUGGAGUUCAACAAGGUCCUCGAGCACAACGGCUUCACCAAGAUCCGCGACCGCUGCAUCCUCCCCGACGAUGUCGAGGCGACGGACUUCUCGAGGAGCAGCAGCGCGCGCUACUUCUUCUCCAACCGCCGCUGGAGGAACCCCGACGACCCCCACGAGCUCCAGGAGCUCCGGCAGGCCUGGCUCAAGCUCCGCCAGCUCGCGUGCAGGCUCGGGGCGGACGUGAGCCUGGAGGCGCUGGAGCAGUGCUGCCGGGAGAGGUACGGGGCGUGGGCGGAGAUGACGGUGAACUGGAGCAAGGCGCCGCGUCGGGUGUACCGGAAGGCGAGGACGGGGAUGAAGGGAGGGAGAGGCGCGGGAGAGGAGUGCAAGCAGGGGAUGGAGGGUACGAUGAUGAAUGCUGCGGGUGUUGCAAGCGAGAGCAGGGCCGAAGAGGCAUGGUCGCCUGCAACCUGGUCGUCGGGAGAGGAGGCCGCUGAGUCUCUGGAGGAGGCGGGGGCAGUGCAAGGCAUCAUGGUCGAGGACAAGAGGUCCGAGGCUAGCUUGUGUGCCCGGCUGUGGGGGAGAGGGAAGGAGAGGAUGCAGGAGGAGACCGGGAUUGAGGGACCUUAUGGCAGUAGGGAGCCAUCAUUUUGGUCGUCGGGGGAGGAGGAGAAUCGAGAGGCUGGGAGCUUUCUACCUGUUCAGAAUGAUGUCGCGUCCAUCCAGUCAGAGCCGUGGGAGCUUCACCUGCUUGGCGAGGCGAGGGAGGAGGAGGAGAGCUGGCAGGAGGAGGAGCUUGCGUUUGAAGGGUGGUGGGAGACGCCGGAGGAGUCGACGGGCCUAGGGAGGGCGGUAUGGAGCGGAGGAGAGCGCGGGAGUGCCUGA
This is a messenger RNA of Guillardia theta CCMP2712, 1071 nucleotides long. RefSeq lists its product as hypothetical. The transcript is spliced from 2 exons. The record is from RefSeq and is a predicted model, not a curated record. The coding region runs from base 1 to 1071 and encodes 356 amino acids. NCBI's taxonomy places the organism in Eukaryota, Cryptophyceae, Pyrenomonadales, Geminigeraceae.